UGAUUUAUUAAUGGCAUAUAAUAUCUACAAAAUUUGUAUCCAUAAAAAUCAUUAUUUCAAAAAACAAAAAUCAAAAAAAUCAACUGAAAAACUUUGUAAAAAAUUCAAAAAAGUAAUUGAAAAAGAACACGAGUUCGAAUAUAUCUCUCAGGAGGUGGCUGAUUUUAUGGGGACGGGGUUGCGGUGUUCUUUAUUAUGGGAACGUGGGUGGUCCAUAAGUUGUCCUCUAGGAAUGAGGACAAUCCCUAACAGGGCUGGGCUAAUUUCACAUUUCGCGUUUCGCAUUUUUCACUUUUCUUAG
This is a messenger RNA of Meloidogyne enterolobii, 301 nucleotides long. NCBI's taxonomy places the organism in Eukaryota, Metazoa, Nematoda, Chromadorea, Rhabditida, Meloidogynidae. The record is from the annotation of a GenBank genome assembly.